Molecule: messenger RNA, 8704 nt
Organism: Homo sapiens (human)
Lineage: Eukaryota; Metazoa; Chordata; Mammalia; Primates; Hominidae
Gene: PAX5
Product: paired box 5
Exons: 10
Coding region: 238-1413 (391 amino acids)
Biological process (GO): positive regulation of transcription by RNA polymerase II; regulation of DNA-templated transcription; cell differentiation
Cellular component (GO): nucleus
Molecular function (GO): RNA polymerase II cis-regulatory region sequence-specific DNA binding; DNA-binding transcription factor activity; DNA binding
Source: RefSeq, marked reviewed
AGUUCCUUAAUCAUUUCACGGUGCCUUCGGACGCUUUUUUUCCACCUAAAACGUUUAGUUUCAGCUCAGUGAUCAGCUACCCCAGCUCGGCGGGGGAGCGGAAGGCUUGAAUUAUUCCGACCUGUGAGCGGCCCCUGGCACCAAAAAAAAAAAAAAAAAAAAAAAAAAAAGAAAAAAAAAGGCACAAAAAAGUGGAAACUUUUCCCUGUCCAUUCCAUCAAGUCCUGAAAAAUCAAAAUGGAUUUAGAGAAAAAUUAUCCGACUCCUCGGACCAGCAGGACAGGACAUGGAGGAGUGAAUCAGCUUGGGGGGGUUUUUGUGAAUGGACGGCCACUCCCGGAUGUAGUCCGCCAGAGGAUAGUGGAACUUGCUCAUCAAGGUGUCAGGCCCUGCGACAUCUCCAGGCAGCUUCGGGUCAGCCAUGGUUGUGUCAGCAAAAUUCUUGGCAGGUAUUAUGAGACAGGAAGCAUCAAGCCUGGGGUAAUUGGAGGAUCCAAACCAAAGGUCGCCACACCCAAAGUGGUGGAAAAAAUCGCUGAAUAUAAACGCCAAAAUCCCACCAUGUUUGCCUGGGAGAUCAGGGACCGGCUGCUGGCAGAGCGGGUGUGUGACAAUGACACCGUGCCUAGCGUCAGUUCCAUCAACAGGAUCAUCCGGACAAAAGUACAGCAGCCACCCAACCAACCAGUCCCAGCUUCCAGUCACAGCAUAGUGUCCACUGGCUCCGUGACGCAGGUGUCCUCGGUGAGCACGGAUUCGGCCGGCUCGUCGUACUCCAUCAGCGGCAUCCUGGGCAUCACGUCCCCCAGCGCCGACACCAACAAGCGCAAGAGAGACGAAGGUAUUCAGGAGUCUCCGGUGCCGAACGGCCACUCGCUUCCGGGCAGAGACUUCCUCCGGAAGCAGAUGCGGGGAGACUUGUUCACACAGCAGCAGCUGGAGGUGCUGGACCGCGUGUUUGAGAGGCAGCACUACUCAGACAUCUUCACCACCACAGAGCCCAUCAAGCCCGAGCAGACCACAGAGUAUUCAGCCAUGGCCUCGCUGGCUGGUGGGCUGGACGACAUGAAGGCCAAUCUGGCCAGCCCCACCCCUGCUGACAUCGGGAGCAGUGUGCCAGGCCCGCAGUCCUACCCCAUUGUGACAGGCCGUGACUUGGCGAGCACGACCCUCCCCGGGUACCCUCCACACGUCCCCCCCGCUGGACAGGGCAGCUACUCAGCACCGACGCUGACAGGGAUGGUGCCUGGGAGUGAGUUUUCCGGGAGUCCCUACAGCCACCCUCAGUAUUCCUCGUACAACGACUCCUGGAGGUUCCCCAACCCGGGGCUGCUUGGCUCCCCCUACUAUUAUAGCGCUGCCGCCCGAGGAGCCGCCCCACCUGCAGCCGCCACUGCCUAUGACCGUCACUGACCCUUGGAGCCAGGCGGGCACCAAACACUGAUGGCACCUAUUGAGGGUGACAGCCACCCAGCCCUCCUGAAGAUAGCCAGAGAGCCCAUGAGACCGUCCCCCAGCAUCCCCCACUUGCCUGAAGCUCCCCUCUUCCUCUCUUCCUCCAGGGACUCUGGGGCCCUUUGGUGGGGCCGUUGGACUUCUGGAUGCUUGUCUAUUUCUAAAAGCCAAUCUAUGAGCUUCUCCCGAUGGCCACUGGGUCUCUGCAAACCAAUAGACUGUCCUGCAAAUAACCGCAGCCCCAGCCCAGCCUGCCUGUCCUCCAGCUGUCUGACUAUCCAUCCAUCAUAACCACCCCAGCCUGGGAAGGAGAGCUUGCUUUUGUUGCUUCAGCAGCACCCAUGUAAAUACCUUCUUGCUUUUCUGUGGGCCUGAAGGUCCGACUGAGAAGACUGCUCCACCCAUGAUGCAUCUCGCACUCUUGGUGCAUCACCGGACAUCUUAGACCUAUGGCAGAGCAUCCUCUCUGCCCUGGGUGACCCUGGCAGGUGCGCUCAGAGCUGUCCUCAAGAUGGAGGAUGCUGCCCUUGGGCCCCAGCCUCCUGCUCAUCCCUCCUUCUUUAGUAUCUUUACGAGGAGUCUCACUGGGCUGGUUGUGCUGCAGGCUCCCCCUGAGGCCCCUCUCCAAGAGGAGCACACUUUGGGGAGAUGUCCUGGUUUCCUGCCUCCAUUUCUCUGGGACCGAUGCAGUAUCAGCAGCUCUUUUCCAGAUCAAAGAACUCAAAGAAAACUGUCUGGGAGAUUCCUCAGCUACUUUUCCGAAGCAGAAUGUCAUCCGAGGUAUUGAUUACAUUGUGGACUUUGAAUGUGAGGGCUGGAUGGGACGCAGGAGAUCAUCUGAUCCCAGCCAAGGAGGGGCCUGAGGCUCUCCCUACUCCCUCAGCCCCUGGAACGGUGUUUUCUGAGGCAUGCCCAGGUUCAGGUCACUUCGGACACCUGCCAUGGACACUUCACCCACCCUCCAGGACCCCAGCAAGUGGAUUCUGGGCAAGCCUGUUCCGGUGAUGUAGACAAUAAUUAACACAGAGGACUUUCCCCCACACCCAGAUCACAAACAGCCUACAGCCAGAACUUCUGAGCAUCCUCUCGGGGCAGACCCUCCCCGUCCUCGUGGAGCUUAGCAGGCAGCUGGGCAUGGAGGUGCUGGGGCUGGGGCAGAUGCCUAAUUUCGCACAAUGCAUGCCCACCUGUUGAUCUAAGGGGCCGCGAUGGUCAGGGCCACGGCCAAGGGCCACGGGAACUUGGAGAGGGAGCUUGGAGAACUCACUGUGGGCUAGGGUGGUCAGAGGAAGCCAGCAGGGAAGAUCUGGGGGACAGAGGAAGGCCUCCUGAGGGAGGGGCAGGAGAGCAGUGAGGAGCUGCUGUGUGACCUGGGAGUGAUUUUGACAUGGGGGUGCCAGGUGCCAUCAUCUCUUUACCUGGGGCCUUAAUUCCUUGCAUAGUCUCUCUUGUCAAGUCAGAACAGCCAGGUAGAGCCCUUGUCCAAACCUGGGCUGAAUGACAGUGAUGAGAGGGGGCUUGGCCUUCUUAGGUGACAAUGUCCCCCAUAUCUGUAUGUCACCAGGAUGGCAGAGAGCCAGGGCAGAGAGAGACUGGACUUGGGAUCAGCAGGCCAGGCAGGUCUUGUCCUGGUCCUGGCCACAUGUCUUUGCUGUGGGACCUCAGACAAAACCCUGCACCUCUUUGAGCCUUGGCUGCCUUGGUGCAGCAGGGUCAUCUGUAGGGCCACCCCACAGCUCUUUCCUUCCCCUCCUCUCUCCAGGGAGCCGGGGCUGUGAGAGGAUCAUCUGGGGCAGGCCCUCCACUUCCAAGCAAGCAGAUGGGGGUGGGCACCUGAGGCCCAAUAAUAUUUGGACCAAGUGGGAAACAAGAACACUCGGAGGGGCGGGAAUCAGAAGAGCCUGGAAAAAGACCUAGCCCAACUUCCCUUGUGGGAAACUGAGGCCCAGCUUGGGGAAGGCCAGGACCAUGCAGGGAGAAAAAGCAGACUUCCUCUGGCCACCGCUAAGUAUUUUGUUCCCUAAGUCCCCCACAGGGUGGUGGAACAGAAGAGAAAACUAAGGCUCAGCAAGGUGGAGUCCUCAAGCAGUGACUGGUGGGGGUGGGGCUGGGACUCGGGCUCCUGACCCCCAACCCAUGGUGUUCCCUGUCACCCUGGUCUAUCCACAUCUCCUAUUCCUGAGGAGAGUUGACAGUAAGAGCAGUGAGAGAUGGUUCUGGGCCCCAUGCCCUAGACAAUCAGUCUGUAAGAACUGCCAAGGAAGCCUGGUCACCCAGGCCAGGGAUGGAGCCCAGCGAGCUCACAGCAGGCACAUGCACCCCCGCCCCCACCCAGAACCUGCGGGGCAAAGAAGGGAGGUAGUUGGGGCCAGAGUCCACCUCCAGGAGCCAGGGUGAGCUGGCUGCAGCUUCCACCUGUCAGGUAAGGUAGGAGAAGGUAUGUUACCUGGCAUCUCUCUCCCUGCCUCCCUCCAUUUAGCAGGAAGUGGUGGGGUCAGGGGUCUUCAGCACAGACUUCUUGAGCCUCUGCCCCCUGUCACCCUUCUUUUGGAAUGAUGUGUACCCACAUCUUUGGAUCCUGCCCUCCUUGUGGUUCCAGGCUGUUGGGAGGAGGUCAGCCUCCCCUGAACCAGCUGCCUGAGGCAUGCAGCAUCCUUCCUCGGCAAAGCCCACCUGGCUCACAGCGGCCCCCUCUCCCCAUCCUGUUCCUCUUCUUGCCCUGUAAUGAGCUCCCCCCAUACCUUUCCUCCCUCACCUGAGGCUUUGCUGGUCCUCAGAUUGGUUUUGUAUUUGUGAGACAACCACUUGACUCCUGGGCUGCCAGGCGGAAGCACAAGCGCACAUGGAUGCACACGGAUGUUCUCACACACACACGCCCGCUCUCACCAAUUCACAGCACCUCGUGGUCCAGCGGAGCUGCCUGGGAGCUUGGUGAGGAUGGCUCCAAAGGACACAAGCCGUUGAGUAGAUGCCAGAGAAUUCUGAAUGGAAAACACAAGUCCGGGGCCUCACCAGCAUCGUGGCAGAAGGCCUGGGGCAUUUCUCCAUGGGCCUUCUUCCCUGUGUUCGAGCUCUGACUUUUGGAAAAGGACAUUGUGGAUUUUAUGAAAAUUUCUCAUACCAUCAGUCUAGCUCCAACCUAGAAAAAUUGGAUGAUAUAUCAAACCCAACAUCCCUUUCCCAAGGCACCUUAGUUAAGGCUAGCCCUUCCAUAACUGACAUUGUACGGUGCUUUGCAAUCCUCAACCACUCUGUGGAGCAAAGAGCAUGAUGCCUACUUUAUAGACGGGGAAAUUGACAUUUGGGGCUCUCACGGCAACAUAGAGGCGAAGUGAAUUCUCAGAUCUCCAGGCCCCAUUCUCUCUCCACCGAGUUGUGCUCCUGUCAUGGGAGUGUAUGGCUUAAAGACACUCCCCCACCCCCAUUCCCUAGAAAUCCCCCAGACCCACAAUCAGGCAAGAAAGAACAGGGACCCAGAGGCUGGCCUGACCUAGGGGCCUGCAGGUUGGCGGCUUUGUUUCCUAAGAACAUUGAAACCUGCGGAGUCUUUGACCAAAUCCACAACAGUGCUUCUGAGGUUUCAUCCAGACUCUUUCCCAGCUGUCCCUGAGGUUCAGAGGGUAUCAGAGUCAAUUCAAGGCCAUGCCAUAAUCCCUGACCAGGCCUGGACAUGGGUCCAGCCCUGACUCCAGGGGUCCAGGUGCCAAGGUCAUGUGCUGUCCCCCACUUCCCUUUCUUUGCCUUCGCACUUUGGAACAGGCUCCAGGCCUGGCUGUGACAGUAUGCAGGAGUGCCCAAGCCAGGGCCACCAGGGUGUCCACAGCCCCUGGAAACACAGAUCACAAUCUCAAGUCCCCUGAAUGAACUGCUUCCUGGGUGAACGGGGUGGUGUAGCCUUGCCACUCGGGCAGCGCACCAGACAGUACGGUGCAGCAGUGCCCGAGAUGCCCAGAAGUGUGCCUGCCCCCCUGAGUGGCAUUCAAGUAUGAAAACUUGUAAAAUUUUCUGUCGGCCUAAAGAAAAAUGUCCAUGGGCCAAACUUGACCCACUGGGCACCAGCCUGUGAGCCCCAAUGCCUGUCAAUUGCCCCCUUUCUCAUUCACCUCCUGUCCUUUGUUGCAGAUUUGGAGGAGAUGGGAGCCCAGAGAGGUGAGAGAUGUGCUUCAGGGUGUCCAGCAAGGCAGGGGUAGAAACGGGCACGCCCAGAGCCUGCCACUCUCCCAGGCCUCAUCUUGGGCUCUUGCAAGUCUUGCGCUUUGAAGAUGGAGUUGGGUGGAAGGUCAGAGGCGCUGGGGACGGGAUUGGGGAGCUGCUGGGUUUUCAGGGGAGGUCAGUGCUGCUUGGGCACCUUUCACAUGUGCAGGGAAGAGACUCAGAUGUGGCCACAGGGCACUGAGGGGUGAAAUCCAUUUACCAGAAGUCACGCUCCAGAACGACUGCCCAGCCUUGGCAGCCAGUGGCUCCAGCCACCCCCUCCUCAUGACAUUCAGCCAGAAUUGAGCUCCAAGCCAGGGAAGCAAAUCUUAAAAACCAACCAAGCACCCUGACACAGCCCUAGAAACACGAUGAGUCUGAAAUACAGCUUCCCAGGAGGGGAGUCUAAGAUACAGCUUCCCGGGAGGGUGGAAACCAACUCCUGCCCCACGGCCAGGCCAGGCCCAGGCAGGCAUGGGUGGAUCCCACAGGGCUCUGAGCUAGACCGGCUCCACGGUGGCCCCACUACGAGGCCAGUUCUGCAGUCUUGGCCUUGUCACCCAUCGAGAGGCUGCUCUGAUGGUUCCCAGCCACACACCAGCUCUCCUGGGGAAACUAUUUCUUUCGUUCUUUUGGCCUCGGAGAGGUCCGAGGCAAGUACAUUUCUUAAAAGGUAAUAAAAUGCAUUAUUGGAAAGUUGGACAGUCAGGCCACGACUCCUAGCCCACGGCGUGCCCCACCUCCCAGCAGCCCCUUCAGCCCCUUGCCCCUGUUGCCCCAAACCUCAGGGUUCCCUCUUGCAUAUUCAUGGGGGAACCACAGUGCUGAUGUGUACUUCCCCACUGUCAGCUCGGCUGCACCUCGUGUGGCGCCAGGUCCCAAGGGCCUCUGCAGAGGCCAGGCUGUGAGCCCCUUGCCUGCCUGCUCCCCUGAUGAGGCAACAGCUUCUCUGAAAUGAGCUGCCGGCCAGGAGCAGGCAGGCACCAGCCUGUCUUUCCUUUUCUGGUAAUUCCUCAGCACUGAGGCUCCGUUCCUGGGCACCCCAGGAUUGAAGGGAACCUCAGAAUCAUGUCACUGCCAUUCUAGAGUUUCAAUCCAAGGGGUCCCCUUUAGCUCAUCUCCAAGAUGGGUAAACGUAGCCACCAUUCAGAAAGCCCAGAAAUUCUUGUUCCCACAUCUUAGACCCCUGAGCAACACAAGGAGAAAAUGCAGCUGCUUACCUAUUAAUAUCUACUGAGGGACAAUCAGCAAAGCCUCAAAGGAGUCGUCUCAGGUAGGGUACUUGGCCUGUGGCAGGAGAGACAGAGGCACAAACCCACCCACCCAUCAGCUUCCGGUGGCUGAUCGGGGCCCAGGGAGGGAAGCAGGUGAAACAGCAGGGUGGGGGUGACUUGGCAGUCGUGCAUCUCCUCCCCGACUCUGAGGCCUGGCAGGAGGAGGCCACACCAGCCUCACCUGCCCUGACCCCCGCCCCCCACCCUGUGACCCUGUGGCUAUGGCCGCUGGUCGCCCUUGUCCCCAAAAUCACCAUGCCUGUGGCCACGUCCCUCAUCUUCUCCAAAAGCAUCAUUAAGAACAAGUGAUUUUGGAUGAUGGAUUUUUGAUUUACAAACGGCGCAUUUCCCUUGGAGUGGAACAGAAAGGAAACCAUUUAAUGGCGCCCUUCUUUUCAAGCAUGAAUACAUUUUAAUGAAACUAUUUUAUUGUAUUUGAGGAAAUGGAGAGUUGAACAUUCCAACCAAUCAAUAGCCAAUUAAUUGCUAUAAAGCUAAAAAGAAAAUAAAUAAAUCCUGAGUCUAUUUUAAACACUGCAAAAAGUUCAGAGCCUCAGAAUCUGGCCUUCCCCUCCAUAAGGUGCACGAGCAUGUAAACACACACACACACACACACACACACACACACACACUCACUCACUCCCCUACACCUCAGACAUACUUGAAACUCAGAAACAGCACUGAGUCUCCCCAUGCCAAUUCUUGCCUGCUGUCUUCGACUUGGGUCAGAGAAGGUGAGCAGACCCGGCAGCAGCCUGUCCCGGGGCUCAGGAAGAGGCAGGCCCAUCCCCUGGCCCCAAGCACCCAGCACAACAGAGGGUGGCGGGCAGUGAGGGCCUGGCGUUGCCUGGGCCCCACUUCUCAGCCCCAGCUGCUGGGCCUCCAAGGUUGGGCUGAGGAUGGAGUUUUGGCUCUGGGUUUGCCCUGACUCCUGCUGGAAGACGCUGCCCUGGUUUUUCACCCUCUAGUGGCCUUGGACAUUGAGUAUUUGUAGAAAUGCAGAUUACAUUGCAAAUGGAAACCUUUGCCAGGAAGACACAUGCAUUUUGCUUUUAAUUCUUUGAGACAUUUGAUUUUGUCUUAGGGACUGACCUUUCAGCAUCAAAGAAAUACAUAUCUACUGUAUCCGCCAAAGUUUGUGAUGCCUGCAUAGACGCUUACUUGUAAAAAAAAAAAAAUACAAAAAAAUACAAAAAAACCAACAACAAAAACCACAAUUGAAUUGCCUUUGAAAGUGGGAGAUGAUCUGUCUCCAACGGAUUGAAAAAAAAAAAUGCUUCUUAAAAAAUGUGUAUGUUUUGUAUUCUUUUUUUCUAGUAGAAAAUAACUGACUUGAAAUAUUGGUGGUUUUUUUCUUAGUGACGUGUGUUGCUUUUGUGUGUAAUAAUAUUUGAAUGUAAUUACAGCAGUGCCAAUUUGCCAAAGAUGUUGGACAUAUUUUUCUUUUUUGGGGAGGAGGGCAGGGCUAGGGGUGGGACUUGGGAGAAAACAGGGGUGGGGUUUUGGUUUAAUUUUUUUUUUACUUUUUUUUCCUUGUCAAACCUGAAAUUUGUGGCUUCCUUUUAAGUUAAAUGGUUGACUGCAACACCUUUAUUUUAGAUUAGUUGGAGAAACAUGCAAUAAGAUUGGCGUAGUUUCAAUAUCUGUGUGUCUUUUCAUGAGUGGCUGUUACUUGUGAAGAAUUGAUUUUAUGUAACCUUUAUGUGAGAUAAUUAUUUGUAAAUAUUUGCCAUAAUUUUAUUGGUUCCUAAAAUAAAAGUAAUUUUUUAAGUUCAGAAAAA